AUGGCCAGCGGGUUCAACGACAUCGACCCGGAGCGAUGUGCCCACUACGCCCGCUUCGCUUCCCACCUCGACCGCCGGUCGUUUGACUUUAUUUACUGGUUCCUCUUUGGCCUAGUCAUCUUUAUGCUCUUUCUCGCAUCAUGGAAAUACAGCGGCGACCUCGACAAAAUCCAAAAACUCGGCCUCGAGCCCGGCUCACGCGCCCACCAAAACAAAAUGAAGAAAUGCAUGCUCAUCUGCAGCAUCUACGCCGUAGUCUCCGUCGUGGCCGUCGUCAUGGAGGUAUUCGCCCUCAUGGCCCUGCAGUUCUGUGACGGCGAGGACCUCAUGCCGCUGUACUGGUCCACCUGGACCAUGAUGCAGGUCGGCUCCGUCAUUGCUAUUAUGGGGAUUAUGUUGGCUAUGUUCAACAGCUUGCGUGGGAGCAAGAAUCCACCAUGGGCCCUCGCCCUCGGCACUCCCGUCCUAGUAGUAGCAGGCAUAGGCCACGCCGUCCACGGCGCCGUGCACAGGCGAGUCAAGCACGUCCGGUCCAUGAGCCGCGGCCGAAAGGGCAGGGGGGCAUUCGGCUCGGCCAGCAGUUCCAAUGCCCGGCUGGAUGUGACGACGGGCCAGGAUCUACCCAUGAGUAGGGAACUCACCCUCCGCGCAGACGAAAGCGAACGCGACGACCCGGAAAUCGCCGCCAAAUUCGUCGGUUUCACUCCCGACGGUGCGCCCAUUCUCAAGUUCACCGAUGCCGAUGCUGUCAACACAAGUAACUUCGAUCCCGAGCACAGUGUUAUUGUCAGCCGGGGGGAUGGACAUGUUGUUAUUGCUUUCAAACGCCCGAUGGCGUCUGCUUUUGUUCAGGAUGGCGGCGCGGCGAAUGGUGGGAGUGGGAACGGGAGUAAUGGGAGCAAUGGGGAUUACUUCAGUCGGCCGAGGGUGAGGUCGAGUGGGACGACGAUGAUUUCUCCCGGUAAGGCUGCUGCGGCUGCGGCUGCGGCUGGUACGAGUGCGCCAGCUACAGGUGCGCCGGGUGGUACAUCGGGGGGUUUGUCACGGUCGCCUGUGGUCAGGAUAGCGACGCCGCCGCCGACGGCGUUUGGGACGGAGAAGGAGAUUACUCUUUGA
Dichotomopilus funicola is the source of this 1116-nucleotide messenger RNA. RefSeq lists its product as uncharacterized. The record is from RefSeq and is a predicted model, not a curated record. NCBI's taxonomy places the organism in Eukaryota, Fungi, Ascomycota, Sordariomycetes, Sordariales, Chaetomiaceae. The coding region runs from base 1 to 1116 and encodes 371 amino acids. The transcript is spliced from 4 exons.